This is a messenger RNA of Didymella exigua CBS 183.55, 240 nucleotides long. RefSeq lists its product as uncharacterized. NCBI's taxonomy places the organism in Eukaryota, Fungi, Ascomycota, Dothideomycetes, Pleosporales, Didymellaceae. The record is from RefSeq and is a predicted model, not a curated record. The annotation marks the transcript as partial. The transcript has a single exon.
ACCUUCACAUACGACCAUAGGACGUUGAAAACAAGGCUUCCCGUUCGCUCAGCCCUAUUUAAGCAACGUACCGGCGGAUUAGUAGUUAGGUGGGUGACCACUAGCGAAUACCCGCUGUUGUAUGUUUUUUGGCAAUUUGAUUGUAUACUACGUCGACAAGCUGCUCCUUCCAACAACUCCAGGCAUAGUUUCCAGUACCUCUUCUCUACUGAUCGCGCUCUCCGCCGCCACGACAUCUAA